Molecule: messenger RNA, 1077 nt
Organism: Capronia coronata CBS 617.96
Lineage: Eukaryota; Fungi; Ascomycota; Eurotiomycetes; Chaetothyriales; Herpotrichiellaceae
Exons: 3
Coding region: 1-1077 (358 amino acids)
Molecular function (GO): hydrolase activity
Source: RefSeq, a predicted model, not a curated record
AUGCUUUUCACCUCGAGCUCAAGGCUCGCCCUGGCCGGUCUGGCCCUUAAUUGCGCGGUCUCUACUGCCAGCGAAAUCGACGUUCUCGACAAGAGACAGGACAGCUGCAAGGACGUGCAUAUCUUCCUCGCAAAGGGAAACAACGAACCCUACCCAGGCCGACAGGGCAAACUGGCCGGUGCGAUUUGUUACGGCCUGGACAGCUGCGACUAUGAGGACAUCCAGUACUACAACCCGGUGGACUCCCCCUAUUGCGACUCUGUCACCCAGGGUGUACAGGAUGGCGUCUCGCAGAUCACAGCAUAUGCUUCGCGCUGUCCGAAUUCGAAGCUGGUAGUCAGCGGUUACUCUCAGGGUGCCCAUGUCGUGGGCGAUGUCCUCGGUGGUGGCGGUGGUUACUUUUUCAACGAGUGCACCGAGCCAUCCGUUGGAGGCUUGGAUCCCACAACGAGUCCAGGAGACAAAAUUGUCGCAGUCACGCUGUUCGGUGAUGUUCGCCACACGGCUGGACAGCCAUACAACGUGUUAUCUGGCGCAGAUGCCAACGGUGCUGCCCCCCGGACUGACGGACAACUGACCAGCCUCAACCGCUACUCCAGCCUCCUCCGAUCCUACUGCGUGGCCACCGACCCCGUCUGCGCCGCUUCUUAUGGAUCUGACAACAGCAGCACUCAUUUGACCUACUUUGACAUCUACACCGAUGAUGCGGCGUCGUGGAUCAAGGAGAUGAUCAACAAGGCAGAGGAGAGCAGCUCAACAACCUCGUCCGUGGCAGCAUCUACGACGAGCACCGCCGGCACCGCGAGCACGAGCAGCGCCAGUGCUGCCGUUACCACCGCUGUUGGCUGGGCUCCGUAUGGAAACUCGACAGGCAACUCGACAACCAGCCACGCAUCCAUGUCUACAUCAGUCUUGGCCACCGCCGUGGGCACCUCUGGAGUUGCAACCGGUACUGCAGGCUCCGAGACGCCGUCAGCCUCUCCCACCGGCGUCGCGGUGCUCAACGGUGCCUCGCGUCUGCAAAGCGUUGGGGGUGUCGUUCUGUCCAUCAUGGGCUUCCUCGCUUUCUCCUUGUGA